This is a messenger RNA of Haliotis rufescens (red abalone), 1211 nucleotides long. RefSeq lists its product as uncharacterized. The transcript is spliced from 6 exons. Gene Ontology annotation, molecular function: carbohydrate binding. NCBI's taxonomy places the organism in Eukaryota, Metazoa, Mollusca, Gastropoda, Lepetellida, Haliotidae. Bases 1 to 768 code for a protein of 255 amino acids. The record is from RefSeq and is a predicted model, not a curated record.
AUGUUUCCCUACAGAUACGCGAAGCAACAACUAGCAUGUGCGCUUUCUUGUUCUAAGACUGUUGGGUGUUUGUGUUUCUUCUACAAUGAAGGCUCCUCCACAUGCCGCCUCCAUUCCUACUUGUUCCGAGCCACGGAGCUUCAACCUUCGGCGGGAGAUGUGUACUUCAGACCGCUAUGUCCUUCAUUCCCCGUCAGCCCCGUGCCGUACAGCACCAUACACACAUCAACCGUGAACGGCUCUGAAACAGCGAACGUGGUCUGCAACGACGGUUACAAGUUGACGAACGACCCUGGGGCAGUACUGUGUGAUGAUGAUGGUUUCUGGCCUACAAUAACAGGCACAUGUGAACAAACUCACUGGACUAACCAGAUUGCGCCGUUCACUGUGACUGUACCUGGCAACAUGUAUGAAGGGGCAAGCAUCAACUUCACCGCUCGCUUAACCGGAUCGAUUUACACGUUCAACAUGUACUACGGUAACAAUGACGUCGCACUCCAAAUGAGGGCUCUAAGCAGUGGCAAAGUGAUGUGGUACAAAAGACAGAGUGGCGCUUGGGAGAACGUUGGAAGUGAUACAACUCGUACCCCUUUCACCCCCAUCAACACGACCACCACCUGCCUGGUGGAGACGAGAGUGGACAAGAUACAGGUUUCUGUGGAUGGAUCAGAGUAUUUCAGUAUGGCGUAUUUCCAAGAUGUGACAGAGAUCAAUAAGGUGUCAUUCCUGACUAGCGUUGAUAUCCUAGAAGUGGACCUUCUGGUAUAGAAAACUGGACGACGGGCUGUUCUGUUCACGUGGAGACAUCUUUGUUGAUACAAACCCCUGGGAGACUAGAGACAAUGCUGAAGACCCGUAACGACCUACCGCCUAUUGUAAUUAUUUACAUUUUGUAUAAGAAAACACAUUUUCAUCAACGCUGUCAUUUUAAUUUAAGACCAAAUGCAACUACAGCAUUUGUACUUCUUUAUUAUUUUCACAUAUAUUUUGUUCUUGUACACAUGUACAUUUUGGUAAGCGGCAAACAAUUCAGGUUGAAGUUUUUUUAAAAUAUUAUCUUGUGACACGAUGCACGAUAAACUUUAAAAUUUUGCGAUUUACUGAUGUUCACUUACACUUUGCCUCAGCAGGACAUCCAAUGAACAAUAUAUUUAAAGCUGAAAUUAUUUUUCAUCCUAAGACUGAGGGAUCACAUCCGAAGAAAAGUUAGU